Messenger RNA from Brassica oleracea var. oleracea, 774 nucleotides. Its product is annotated as pathogenesis-related protein 1. Gene Ontology annotation, cellular component: extracellular region. The record is from RefSeq and is a predicted model, not a curated record. The coding region runs from base 55 to 579 and encodes 174 amino acids. Lineage: Eukaryota; Viridiplantae; Streptophyta; Magnoliopsida; Brassicales; Brassicaceae. The transcript has a single exon.
CUCACUUUAAAAUCAUCCAAAAUUUCAAAACUCUAAACGUCAGAAACAAAAAAGAUGAAAAUCUUUAACCCAUCUCAAAACCUAAUCUUAGCCACCACCAUUUUCCUACUGUCUAUUGUUCCUCUAAGAGCCCAAGACAGGCCACAAGACUUCUUGGCAGCUCAUAACCAAGCCCGAGCCGAGGUUGGGGUGGGUCCUUUAAGGUGGGACAACCAGGUGGCUGCUUAUGCCCGUAACCAUGCGAACCAGCGUAAAAGCGUCGGCUGUUCCAUGGAACACUCGAGUGGUGGGCCCUAUGGAGAGAACAUCGCUUGGAGCAGCGGUAACCUAUCAGGCGUCGAAGCAGUUGAAAUGUGGGUGAAGGAGCAAUUUGACUACGAUUAUGAGUCAAACACAUGUGCUUGGAACAAAGUGUGCGGCCACUAUACGCAGGUUGUGUGGGAAAACUCGGUGAAGUUGGGAUGUGCAAAAGUGAGAUGUAACAAUGGUAAUACCUUUAUUACUUGCAACUAUGAUCCUCCCGGUAACUGGGUUGGUCAGUGGCCUUACGGAGAAACAAAAAUUAAAACCAUCAUUUGAGUAUGUUUCGAAAUAUAUGUUAUACACAUGUAUGUACGGUACUGUUUCUAAGUUGUUUAUCCAUACCAAUCUUCUGUUGUCAGCUAAUAAUGAUUGGUUUGUCCGGUCCGGUUCUCGUUUGUACCAUAUAUAUACCUGGACUUUUAUAAUGAAAUAAUAAAAUGCAAUGCUACGGCACUUGCUUUGUUUGCUAUA